AACAAACUUGAUAUCAACUUUUUAAACUAAAAAACUCGAUAUCUACUUAUUUUCUAAUCAGUUCAUUUUUUAACAUAAAAAUAUGCCAAUUAUUACUUUUUCAAGCUUAUCAAUUGGAAUUAGAUUUCUUUGGCCAAGUAAUUAGAAUAAGAUGAUUAAUCAACCAAAUUGGAUUUUGCCCGAACCGGUCGAUGACGUUGACGCAACAAAACGCAUGUGCUGAACCAAGAGCCGAAAAUAUCAGAGGCAAAGGAAAGCUCUGUAGUUUGUUAUUUUCAGGGAAAAAAAUAACCGAAAAGGAAGAAACUUGUUUCGGGCAAAAGGAAAAAAGAAUAGGCUUUGAAUUUUUUAGUGGGGGCCACCGAUGGAGACCGAACCAACCGGCGGUGCCCUGGGCGGUGACGAUCUAUCUUCGUCGUCUCCUGCAACCGCCAUAUCACGGUGGACUUUCGAGGUGUCGCGGCGAUACCAGCACGUCCUAGACAAGACGGUGCCGCACAUUCUCAACCGUUGGAUCGGAUGUCUAGCCGUGGUGUUGAUCUACGCCGUUCGCGUGUACUUUGUGCAGGGGUUCUACAUCAUCACCUACGGCCUCGGUAUCUACUUGCUGAACCUCCUGAUGGGAUUCCUUUCCCCUCAGGUGGACCCUGAGAUGCAGGAAGGCCCCACGCUCCCCACCCGCGGAUCCGACGAGUUUCGCCCUUUCGUCCGCCGACUCCCCGAGUUCAAAUUCUGGUACUCUAUCACGAAGGCCUUCUGCAUUGCAUUUGUGAUGACAUUCUUCAGUGUGUUUGACGUGCCUGUCUUUUGGCCAAUUCUCCUUUUCUAUUGGUUAAUGUUAUUCAUCCUCACCAUGAGGAGACAGAUAGUACACAUGAUCAAAUACAAAUACGUUCCUUUCUCAUUUGGGAAACAGCGAUAUGAUGGCAAGAAGGCGUCUUCAACAGAAAACAUGAACCUUCCUAGGGAUUAAAUUCUUCAGUUGAAUUCCGUAGGAUUUGCUGGUAAUGCAAGUCGUCUGAAGGGAUCAUCAGUCACACGUUUUAUAUUUGUUCAUUUUCUCCAGCUUUUUACUGGAUUAGCUUUCAGAUUAGUGGAGAAGGUUAUUUUAGAGGAACCAAAGUUAUUGCCAAAGAAUGCUUUGUAUGGAAAGGACAGGUAACAUUUGUUGUUGCCCAUAUUUCAUCCAAUAACAUGUAUUUUACAGAAGAUAAUACCAAUCAAGCAGUGCGGUUGGUUUACAUUAAAUGUAGUUUUCAAUAGUACUUUUGAAGUUGAAAUACCCUCUUGUUCUUGGGGAUGCUUUUUACCUCAGCAAGCUCCACAACAUUCUUGGAAUUCUGGAUAUUUUAUCAUCCUUUUGCACAUGAGCAUCUGCUUUGCCCUUGCUAUUGACCACAACAAUUAAGGCUUUUA
Durio zibethinus is the source of this 1416-nucleotide messenger RNA. Its product is annotated as protein RER1A-like. The record is from RefSeq and is a predicted model, not a curated record. Gene Ontology annotation, cellular component: Golgi membrane. NCBI's taxonomy places the organism in Eukaryota, Viridiplantae, Streptophyta, Magnoliopsida, Malvales, Malvaceae. Gene Ontology annotation, biological process: protein retention in ER lumen; retrograde vesicle-mediated transport, Golgi to endoplasmic reticulum.